Messenger RNA from Nezara viridula (southern green stink bug), 534 nucleotides. The record is from the annotation of a GenBank genome assembly. Lineage: Eukaryota; Metazoa; Arthropoda; Insecta; Hemiptera; Pentatomidae.
AUGGUUCUAUACCCGAUUUGCAAGCAUAAUGAGACGGAAUUUGAAGCACUAAUUUCAGCAAGAAAAAAUUGGGUAUGUCUGAAAUGUAAAAAGGCCCGCAAAAAUAUCCAAACGACAGAUAAGUGCUCAAGCCCCCCAAGAUCGGCUACACAACGACCAACGGUCGACGCCUCUUCCCAAUUACUACUUUCUGCCAUUAAAGACCUUACAGAAGAGGUCAAGGGAUUGAAAGUCUCCCUCGAUGCCAACGCUAACGAGGUGAAAGAACUAAAAAUAACCCUCGAAAAGCAAGCCUCUAUCACUUUCGAGAAUGCGGCGAAACUGGACACAAUAGAGUCACUACUAGAGGCUCAAAACUCUAUGAUAGACGGACUGUUCCUGGAAAACACGACUCUCAAUCGGGAAGGCGGAACUUGUCAAUCAGAGGAACAAACAGAUCUGGAAGAGGCUCCAGCGUGUCGUUUCUCUGGAAAAGUUGCAGUGAUCAGUGAACCCGUUCUGGAACCGGUCCUCGUUGCUUGGGACAAAAACUAG